AUGGAUAAAUGGACUCUAGCUGAUUUAAGAGAUGAGGUGAUGGAUUAUAUCUUAGAGAAGGAUAUUACUGCAAACGCAAUAUACAAUAAUUCAGAAUGGCCAAGCAUUGAAAUUGAUGGAAAAUUUUAUACCGACGAGUAAAUUAAGUCAACUCCAAUCAAGGGAUUGAUCCAUAACCUAACCGCCUUCAAAUUACACGCAGAUUAUGGUAUAGCAGGUGGUUCAGACUUUUAUGAGGAAGGAGGUUGCUGCUCUCUUUAAUGA
Molecule: messenger RNA, 264 nt
Organism: Stylonychia lemnae
Lineage: Eukaryota; Ciliophora; Spirotrichea; Sporadotrichida; Oxytrichidae
Source: the annotation of a GenBank genome assembly